GAGGUGAAGGGAAAAAAAAAACUAUUUCCUGAACAUGUAGCCUAUAGUUUGGAGUUGGAUCUUUUGCUGAACAAUAACCCAAUAUACUCCUGUGAUGUGGAAGUUAAAAUAGGUGGAUAUUCAAAUGAUAAUUUGAGAUAUCAUCUUUCUAACGUAGAUCUCUAUCUCUAUCUCUCUCACACACAUGCACGCACGCACGCACGCACGGCUGAGGAUGCAACAAUGACAACAAGACUUGGUAGUACUCUGUCACCCAGCCCACAUGAGAAGAAGCCACCACCCACAUGAGAAGGAAAGCCAGCAUCCUUCUCUUCGGCAAAGAACAUAAAGAACUGUUUCAGGAAGUGUUUCAUCAUUCAUGUCCGGACUCAUCGAAACGAUGGAGAUGAUAUUUUUAUUGCUGGGAUUUCUCUUCUUUGUCAAAGGUUGUACUGGCCUUACUCUUUAUGGAGAGGUCGGAGGGACGGCCGUAUUUCAAUGCAACUCAACUAUGGAGAACAUCAAUUCUAUUUACUUUCAAGGAGGCCCAGGUUUUACUGAUUUUAUAAUUGGAUAUCAUAAGACGAAGAACCUCACUGAGCCCAGUCGACCUGACACCUACUUGAACCAUGUGGAUAAAACGGUAACCUUUUGGAAUCUAACCGUCUCAGACGAAGGGACAUACAAAUGCGUCAUAGACCAUGGGGUCGGCCGUGGAAUUACUGAAGACACUACAACAAGACUCAUCCUAAUUGAGCCCCCUCCGACGCCCAGUAUAGAGACCCAGCCGCUGUGUAACGUCACUUGUACUUUGAAGUGUACCGCGGACACCACAGAUCUGGGACCGGUCUCCUACGAAUGGAAGAAAGACGAAGGAGAGUGGACCAAGGGUGACAAGCUGAAGAAUAUCAGCAGUUCUGAUACCCCUGAGAAGUUCUUCUGCAGGCUGAAGACCCGUGUGAGGACCAGCAACACCAGCCUGCCCAUGGAAAAUCCACUCUAUAAACCAGUACCAGCAACACCCGAUGCAGUCACACUAGAGCGCCACAACCCUCAGAGCACUGGUGACGUCUCCAAUGCCUCUGGUGACGUCUCCAAUGCCUCUGGUGACGUCUCCAAUGAUCUACUCUACCUUCUCCUUUUAAUCGUACCAGUCCUGGUGUGUGUGGGGGGAUUUGCUUGUUGGAAGAAAUGCAAAGGAAAUCCACUUUCUAACGAGCAACGACCCCAAUCAGCCCCACAAGCCGAUCCAGUAUCAGCAAGCGAAGAAGUCGCAGAACGUGAGAUUUUCGUGCCUCAGCCGCCCGUUGCUGAGGAUUUGGAGAUGAAAACGUUGAAUAAUACAAAUUCAAAUGAAAACAUGUAAGUAGUCACCCAGAGUGGCCUCUACAUUGUUGCCGUCUGCGCAUCUACUAGGCCGCCUCUGAAUGUCCAACACCUGGAACACGUUGAUGGGACUACAGACCACUCCAUGUUGCUCUCAACAAGAGCAAUGAGGUCGCUGCACUCACCGGAUCAUUUGUCAAUAUUCCAACAAAGAUCAGACACAUGGAUGUCUGCUGCAACACACGCCCGGCUGAAAGUGGACAAUGACUUCCUGUUUUCCACACAGGUUGAUGAAAUUAGCCUUUGAUGCAACGUAGGGGAUGUUUUAGAUUUUUUUAAGAAUUUAUUUAACUUGCUGUUUUUGAUUGUUUUGUUGCACUGGGACAAACUGAUCAAGUGGAGCUAUCUAGCCUACUCAUCUUCUGUGGGGCUAACGCCACUGCAUUGAAAUAACGUAUCUGGAUUUCUUGCCCCUGAAUUUAACUCAAUUUCCAAUAAAUCAUUUUCAGCUUUAUUUUUCAAUGUUAAAGAAACAGUCUUCCCUGGCGCUGUUUCGGUGGCUUCUCUGAUAAAAAGCUACAGUCAGUGUUUAAUGGCGUUGAUUUACCUUUGAGCAUUUCCUAUUAUAGGCUACUGUGUAAAAUGCUGUUUAGAAUUAAUGUUUAUAUCAAGAAAGAAAGAACCAGCGAGUGACGCUUUUAUUCCUGCUCUCCUUGCUUCUAGCUUCUAGGAUCGUGGGGAUUUUUGACACUUAUUACAAGAUGAACCUUAAAAUAUGACUUAGGCAAAUAUGCUAUGGGGCUAACAACAUAAAAAAACUUGUUUCUGUACCUUUUGCUUGAUCUGGUCUGUAUGUUGUUGUUCCCUGCGCCCAUAUUUAGUACUCUGUAAGACUUGCCUAUUUACAAAAAUAGCCAGGAAACCACACCGUAACCACACCGCAAACUACAGGCAUGUUUAUGUAAUGAGCUCCAUCCGGCUCAUCUGGGUCAAUAUGGGCCGUCUAUGGACUGAAUGGAUGCGAGGUGACUGUGAGAUUCACACAUAAUAAUAAUUAACAAAAUAAGCAUGAGCAACUUUGUUGUAAUUUUAUAACUUUACUGUACACAUAACAGUGUGUGCCGAUAAGUCAAUGGGCUAUGUUUUUUUUUUUUUGUUAUUUAAAAAGGUAUGGUCAGUCUGUAAAUAGUUUUGUAAUUGAUUAGUUGGGUAUGUUGACCCUGGUUAAAGUCCAGUUUAUAGCUGUUUUUUAUUGUGUGGUAUAUUUGCACUCCAAACUCUGUAAAACCAGUAAAGCUACCUCGUUGGGGUCUCAUGGUUUAAGCCCAAAAUAUUUAACUGAUAUGCUUCCAUAACAUAAGCCUUCUAGACCACUAAGAUACUAAGAGACCAAUCUGUUAAUUAUCCCCAGAGUAAACACGAAACAUGGGAAAGCAGGAUUUAGUUACUAUGCAACAAAUAGCUGGAAUACAUUUCCUGAGGAUUUAAGAUUUGCCCCAACUCUGAGCACCUUUAAAAUAAGACUGAAGACUUUUGUUUGCUUUAGCUUUCUGCUAAACCUUAAAUACAUUGCACUUUCUAAAAAGCUUUUUUAACUUUGCCUUUAUUUUCUAUUUUAAUACUAAAAUGCCUUUUUAACUUUCUAUUUUACUCAUUUCUUUGCAUGUUUUCUUUUACGUAUCUAUUAUAUUAUUUUAUUGUGUGACAAUGUUUAUAUGUGAAGUACUUUGAGUCUGCCUUGUGUAUGAAAAGUGCUGUACAAAUAAAGUUGCCUUGCCUUAUGGCAGGGAACAUUGCUUCAGUGAAUAAACAUAACGUCAAUAAAACUUUGAUAGCCUAUAUUAACCUAUUAACCUUGAAUCGAUUUCUGCAUGAGUAAUUUUCCCCGGAAAAGGGGGUGAUAAGAAACAAAACUCCCAUGUUCCGACACUACUUCAAGAGGUCGACAAACUAGGUGUAUUGUGAUUGUCUUGAUUGAGGGGCUCCUGUCGGCAGAAGUUACAUUUACCAUUCAGUUCCUUAGAAAAUAUUCUAAUAAAAUGUAAGUAAUUAAACCUUUACUAUGUAACUUAGUGCCUUAACAAUAUUAAUAUCAAUAUACAGUAUCUGAACAAGUAAAUUCAUCCACUUUUGUGACAGUACGUUAUCUUAACCAUGUCUAUCUGAAGAAGCUCCCUCCGUCACCAUAGGACAAGAUGGUCCUAAAAAUAGAAGCCAUCCUGCCGGCUGUUGGCUCUUGUGCGCUAAAACGAAGACACAUAACAGAACGCCUUGUAGGAGCCAAUGUUUCAAACACGAACUGCGAUCCUAUGCUACAUGUCUUUCCCUCCCUUUCAACCCGUGAUCUUUUAAACGGUUUGGGAUCAGAGGCUCCGGAACUGGUGGGUCCAAAUUGUGCAACCACGCAAAAAAUAUAAUCUAUACAUUUGUCCUUGUCAUGGCGUGGCAGUGGUGGUUGCAGCAUGACCUAGACCUAUUCACAACAUUGUAGCUUUGAAUUACAAGUCUGCUCUUGCCUCUUGGUCAUGAUGUCACGUGCACCAGCCAAUCGGAAGCUUCGGCCGCAGGGUAAAAAAAAAAUAAUAAUCUAGACAAACUAUACAUCAUGCAAGGUGAGACUCCACUGAUUCAAACAGUCCCAACCACUCUAACCUGACCAGAAGCACACUUCAACACCCUGGCAGAUGCCUGCUGCAGUUCUUCUGCCAAUACGACUCAAACCUUUGAACCCAUUGCAGGGAAGAGAUGCCCUGAUUGGUCUGAAAUGAGACAACAGCAAUCAACUUGGAACAGAUAUUAUCACAGAGGAUGCUAUUUUUCAUUGUUGAUAAGAAACGUGAUGUGACUUAUAAGCCAUGAUCUACAGUUUUACAUUUACAGACUAAAUAGCUCCGUACAAUUUAUACAUCAAUGAAGGAACCUCAUCCCUUGGCUACUCGAUCCUGACGAUGAGCCCAUUUUGGAAGUACCUUCUGACACAGUCUAUAAUAGUUCACACGCUGGAGUGAUUGUAGCAGACCAGACCAGACAAGCGUCAGGAUUCCCAGCGACCACAGCCUCCAAUCCACUUCCUCAUGACCUUCAGUCUUAGGGGUCAAACCCAGGCACACUUCCUUUAUUUGAGAUGAGCUCAGGAUGCAACACUGCAAAGCCUCGGUAAUACCCCGUCGUGGCAAUUUCUUCAAGGGAUAUUACGUCUCUAGGACAGAUGAGACAUCUAAAUGCAAAAAAGCCCAUAAAAGUUGCAGACAAUUCAGAAUACAGUUAGACAGAGCUAUUUAAACAGCUUCACACCCUCCCCACAACAACAGAUGUAAAUAAUCAAAUCAGAUAAUGUUUACCCAAUUCAUGUUGA
Molecule: messenger RNA, 4660 nt
Organism: Gadus chalcogrammus (walleye pollock)
Lineage: Eukaryota; Metazoa; Chordata; Actinopteri; Gadiformes; Gadidae
Exons: 9
Coding region: 359-1345 (328 amino acids)
Source: RefSeq, a predicted model, not a curated record